AUGUCUUUCCUGGUCUUUGGUGACCAGUCAUUGGAUACGCAUACUUUCUUGACCGACUUUUGUCAACAUAGAAGACCAAGUGUGCUUUCGAGAUCAUUCCUUGAGCAGGCUGGCUCUGCUCUUAGGGAAGAAAUCGAUAGACUACCAAGCCUCCAACGAAACAGAAUACCCGAGUUUACCACUAUACUCGAAUUGAAUAAGUUAUAUCACGCCAGAAACAUUAGAAACCCUGCUGUAGACAGCGCUCUUUUGUGCAUUACUCAAUUAUCCCAAUACAUUGAUCGUUACGAAAAAGAGCAUGGAGAUUCGACCAGUCCCAGUGAAACUUGCCUCGUUGGCCUGUGCACUGGGCUUUUUGCUGCAGCCGCAAUCGCCUCUUCUCCAUCGAUAUCUCAACUGAUACCCAUUGCCAUUCAAGUGGUGUUGAUGGCGUUUCGAACGGGUGCACACGUUGCAGCUCUUGCCGACAGGCUUAACAACCAAUCGGAAUCACCAGAAAGUUGGACUUAUGUCGUUCCAGCUGCUCAGGAAAGCGAAGUCAACUCAAUACUUAACGACUUCCACAAAGAAAACGCAACACCUUUAGUAAAUCAGGCAUACAUUAGUGCAAUAACUUCGAAAAGUAUUGCGAUAAGUGGACCUCCUUCAACAUUGAGAGCACUUUUUGCAUCUGAGACUUUCCAGGCAAAUCCUGUAUCUAUUCCAGUUCAUGGCCCCUAUCAUGCUGCUCAUCUCCGUUCGAGUUUGAAUGUGGAGCAAAUAUUGCAUUUGAAGGAUGAAAAGGUCCGGGAAGUGCUUGGAAACCUGAAAACUAGAUUUCCAGUCAUGUCCUGCACGACUGGAACUUGGUAUACCGAGCAAGAGCCUGAAUUAUUGCUCCAAGCAGUUUUGCUUGAGAUGUUGACAGAGCCAAUAAUGUUUAGCAAGAUUCUUCAUGGUUGCGUGCAGAAAGGCCGGGAAUUUCAAGGCCGAGAAUGCCUUAUUAUUCCGUUUGGCCCUACCAGUACGGCCAAGGUCUUGGCAACAGCUCUAGAGUCCCAAACAGAGCUUGAUAUAACUCUGAGGUCACUACAAUUCGGAAAUCAACAGGCGGCGAAGCAACAAAAUUCGAUAGAAGUAUCUCCUGGAAAAUACAAGCUUGCCAUUGUCGGAAUGGCUGGAAGAUUUCCAGAUGCUGCAAGUCAUGAGAAACUAUGGGAGCUGCUCGAAAAUGGCUUGGAUGUCCAUAGAAUGGUACCGAAGGAUAGAUUUGAUGUUGCGACACAUUUUGAUCCUACAAGCAAAAUCAGAAAUACCAGUCAUACUCCUUAUGGAUGCUGGAUUGAGAACCCUGGUCUUUUCGAUCCCAGGUUUUUCAACAUGUCUCCUCGAGAGGCAUACCAAACAUGUCCCAUGCAACGUCUCGGACUCGCGACGGCAUACGAAGCCCUGGAAAUGGCUGGCUAUGUCCCCAACAGGACGCACUCUACAAAGCUUGAUCGAAUUGGUACAUUUUACGGACAAACAAGUGAUGACUGGCGUGAAAUAAAUGCGGCGCAGGAUGUGGACACUUACUACAUUACAGGAGGCGUAAGAGCCUUCGGGCCCGGUCGAAUCAAUUAUCACUUUGGGUUUUCAGGACCAUCUUUCAAUAUCGACACAGCUUGCUCCUCUAGCGCCGCCGCGCUUCAACUAGCCUGUACAUCUUUGUGGGCUGGUGAUUGUGACACAGCCGUUGUUGGUGGUCUCUCAUGCAUGACAAACCCAGAUAUUUUUUCAGGACUCAGUCGAGGGCAGUUCUUGUCAAAAAAUGGUCCAUGUGCCACUUUUGACCACGAUGCGGACGGAUAUUGCAGAGCAGAUGGAAUAGGUACUGUCAUUAUCAAAAGGUUGGAUUACGCUUUAGCUGAUAAGGAUAAUGUUUUGGCUGUUAUUCUUGGAAGUGCUACCAACCACUCAGCAGAUGCUGUUUCAAUUACUCACCCGCACGGAGGAACACAAGAAAUUCUAUACAAGCGUAUUCUAGCCAAUGCGGGCGUUGAUCCCAAUGACAUCGACUAUGUCGAAAUGCAUGGAACCGGGACUCAGGCUGGAGAUGGAACGGAAAUGAAGUCUGUCACCAAUGUUUUUGCCUCACCAGAUCGAAAGAGGAGACCAGACCAACCGCUGUACCUUGGCGCUGUCAAAGCAAACGUUGGACACGGCGAGGCUGCAUCUGGUGUCACCGCUCUGAUCAAAUGCUUGAUGAUGUUGCAGAAGAACGCCAUACCUCCUCAUGUUGGUAUCAAGAAAACGAUCAAUCAAGGAUUUCCCAAGGAUCUUGCGGACCGCAAUGUACAUAUUGCCUUUAAGAAUACGCCACUCCCGAAAAAGAAGUCCGGAGCUCCACGACGCAUCUUUGUCAACAAUUUCAGCGCCGCUGGUGGAAACACUGGAUUGCUACUUGAGGAUGCACCUGAUCUACCUCCGAAAGUUGCUGACCCGCGCUCCACACAUGUCAUCGCUAUCACAGCCAAAUCGAAGUCAGCUAUGCUCAACAACGCAGAACGUCUGAUAUCUUAUCUCGAACGAAAUAGGGACAUAGAUAUUGCAGAUUUAGCAUACACCACCACGGCACGUAGGAUACAGCAUAAAUGGAGAAUGACAGUGACCGCGACCGAAACAUCAGAGGUCUCAACAGCGCUGAACUCUAAACUGCACGAACAAUUCAUUCCUGUCCUUCCAGAACCGCCAAGAGUUGCAUUUUUAUUCACAGGACAAGGGUCUCAGUAUGCAGCAAUGGGUCGUGAGUUGUUCGAAAACUCAUCACUUUUCAAGGAAAGUGUUAUGGAAUUCGAUAAUAUUGCCACCAUUCUUGGAUUUCCAUCAUUUAUCUCCUUGAUCGAUGGAAGUGUAACUGACGCUCAUGGCUUAUCACCUGUUAUGGUGCAACUUGCCAUUGUGUGCUUGGAAAUGGCAAUGGCUCGCCUCUGGGAAUCUUGGGGCGUCAAACCCUCCGUUGUAAUUGGCCAUAGUCUAGGCGAGUAUGCCGCUCUCCAUGCUGCUGGAAUAUUAUCUGCCAGUGACACCAUCUACUUGGUCGGAAGGCGAGCUCAACUCUUGAUCGAAAAAUGUACCGCUGGAACUCAUGCAAUGCUUGCAGUUCAAGGAUCAAGAUCAGCAGUAACCGAAGCACUUGAGGAUAUCGGAACACCGGUAAAUAUCGCUUGCAUCAACAGCACUCGAGAGACUGUCCUUAGUGGCGAGGCUGCCGAGAUCUCGAAAGUUUCCGAUCGACUAUGUAACUCUGGUUUUAAAUGCACGCAGUUGAAAGUUCCUUUCGCUUUUCACUCUGCUCAAGUAGAGCCUAUAUUAGAUCAAUUUGAGGUAUUGGCCAAAUCUGUACCCUUCGCAAGAGGCAAUGUCCCCCUCAUCUCCUCCCUACUAGGUAGAUGCCUUACCGAAACUGAGGAUAUUGAUGCUGCAUAUCUCCGCAAUCAUGCUAGACAGCCCGUUAAUUUCUUAGACGGUCUCGUUUCUGCCCAAAAUUCUGGCAUUAUAGACGAAAAAACUGUCUGGCUUGAGGUAGGGCCACAUCCAGUAUGCUUGGGACUUGUGAAAGCAACAGUGGGUAGUUCUACUGUUGCUGCUCCAUCGCUACGCAGAAAUGAAAGUGCAUACAAAACUCUCAGCAACAGUCUUAGCGUCUUACACACCGCUGGUCUUGAAAUUGACUGGAAUGAGUAUCAUCGAGACUUUAAUAAUUCGGUCCGUCUUCUUGACUUACCCACCUACGCGUUCGACGACAAGAAUUAUUGGAUUCAGUAUGAGGGAGACUGGUGUUUGACGAAAGGAGAUUUAACUGGAAAAAAUAAACUUCAAUUGGAGCCUCCCAAACCUAAGCUCUCAACUUCCACAAUUCACAAUGUCGUCAGCGAAAAUGUUGAAGGAGACGUUGCAACUGUUACCGCCGAGUCUGAUUUGGCACGAGCGGAUCUUCGCGGGGUCGUCACUGGGCAUCUUGUCAAUGGAGCUAUGUUGUGUCCAUCAUCUUUAUACGCAGAUAUGGCCAUGACUUUAUGCGAGUAUGGCUACAAGCUUGUACGACCUGAUGUCAAAAAUUUGGGCUUGGACGUUGGAAGAAUGAAGGUGCCUAAGCCAUUGAUAGCUGAUCCUCAAGGAAAAUCUCAAGUACUUACACUUACUGCCACUAUCAAUGCGGCAAUUGGCCGUGCUGAUCUUCUAUUUUCAACGGGAACUGACAAAGCUCGAGUCGAGCACGCAAACUGUCAAGUCUUCUUCGGCGACACCGAGGAGUAUCAUGCUGAAUUCCAACGCACUGCUUAUCUCAUUCAGUCACGAGUAGAUUGGCUACAGGAGGCUGAAAGGAAUGGCAAAGCUUCUAAAAUUAGUCGUGGGCUUGCCUACAAGCUGUUUGCUGCGUUGGUGGACUACGAUCAGAAAUAUCGUGGUAUGGAAGAGGUUAUUCUUGACAGCAUGAAGAUGGAAGCUACUUCACGUGUCGUGUUCCAAAGUACAGAAAAAGACGGGACUUUCAAAUGCAGCCCGUUUUGGAUCGACAGUGUGGCACAUAUUUCUGGAUUCAUCGUCAAUGGCUCGGAUGCUGUUGAUUCACGUGAAAAAGUCUAUAUAUCACAUGGCUGGGAUUCUAUGAAAUUUGCCGAGCCUUUGAGCGCGGAAAAGACCUACAGGUCCUACGUCAGGAUGCAACAGCGCAAGGAUAAGACUAUGGCUGGUGAUGUCUACGUUUUUGAUGGGGAUACAAUUAUCGGCAUGGUCGGCGGAUUGGCUUUUCAAGCCAUUCCUAGAAAGGUUCUUAAUAUGUUCUUACCCCCAGUAGGUGCAACGGCUGCUGUAACCGCUGCAAAGCCAGCUCCCGCGCCCCAAGAACCACGAUCUUCUAAGGCUUCGAACUCAAAGACUGCCAAGAAGACGCAAGUCACCAAAGCCAAUAUCACCAAGGUAAACCAGAAGCUCAUGUCGGUUACCUCCCAGGUUAUGGAUAUCCUCGCAGUAGAGGUUGGGGUCAAGAUUGAUGAACUUGUUGACAACAUUGCUUUCACCGAUCUCGGAGUCGACUCGCUUAUGGCCUUGACGGUGUGCGGAAGACUACGAGAAGAAUUGGAUAUCGAUAUUAAUUCUAACGAAUUUAUCAACUAUGCCAAUAUCGGAGCUUUCAAGUCAUUCUUAUCGCAAUUCGAAGGGAAGCCAUCGGCUGCCUAUAGUGAAGAUCCAAGCUCACCUCUCACUACACCUAGUCCCGGAGAAUCAGUACACGACCCACAAGAAGACUCGGAGUUCACAGAUCCUUCGGAUGACGAUGUUUCGGCGACUGGUACUGUAGAUAAUCUUGGUGAUAUUAUAAGAAUUACAAUUGCGGAAGAGAUGGCAAUCGAUAUUCUAGAGGUCGCGAGCUGCCCUGAUCUUGCUUCGCUUGGUAUGGAUUCACUAAUGGCACUUACGGUGCUUGGCCGAUUGAGAGAGAAGACGGGACUUUCACUUCCAUCUGAUCUUUUCCAGGUCAACCUGACCAUCCGCGAUAUCGAAAAGGCGCUCAAUGUCGAAGCGCCCUCAAAGCCAAAGCCAAAGCCGAAACCCAAGGCCCCAUCUGACAAGCCAAAGCCUACCAAACCGGCGAUCCCUUCUGCUAUUCCUACUGUGCAGGCUACGCCUCAAAGGAUAGCAAAUUCAAUUCUACUUCAAGGGAAUUUGAGAAAAGCCAGCAAGUAUCUCUGGAUGGUGCCUGAUGGAGGGGGCUCCGCAACCUCGUAUAUCGAGAUCCCAGCCCUAUCGUCUGAUGUUGCUGUUUUUGGUUUAAACUCACCUUAUAUGAAGACACCCGAAGAAUUUACUUGCGGUGUACCUGGUAUGGCUUCACACUAUAUCAAUGAGAUGAAGCGUCGCCAACCAAAAGGUCCUUAUCUAUUAGCUGGAUGGAGCGCUGGUGGUGUUAUUGCUUAUGAAAUAGUCAACCAGCUUACCAAGAACAACGAAGUCGUCGACAAACUUAUCCUACUCGACUCCCCAUGUCCUGAUAUUAUUGAACCUCUUCCAUCAUCACUUCAUGAGUGGUUUGCUUCCAUCGGUCUUCUCGGCGAUGGCGAUCCAAACAAAAUUCCCGCAUGGCUUCUUCCUCAUUUUGCUGCUUCCGUGCAAGCUCUUUCAACUUACAUGCCGGAGGCAAUAGAUCCAAAUAAGGUACCUCAAGUCAUGGCCAUCUGGUGCGAAGAUGGUGUUUGUAAACUACCAUCGGACCCACGACCGGAUCCCUUCCCGUAUGGCCAUGCCCAAUUUUUGUUAGACAAUAGAACGGAUUUUGGACCUAACAUCUGGGAUAAAUAUCUUGGCAACGAAAAAUUCGUGACCAGACAUAUGCCAGGAAAUCAUUUCUCCAUGAUGCAUACACCUCAUAUAAAAAUUCUAGGAGAUUAUAUGAGGGAAGCUCUUAUGAUGUGA
Sclerotinia sclerotiorum 1980 UF-70 is the source of this 6435-nucleotide messenger RNA. RefSeq lists its product as hypothetical. Gene Ontology annotation, biological process: fatty acid biosynthetic process. Lineage: Eukaryota; Fungi; Ascomycota; Leotiomycetes; Helotiales; Sclerotiniaceae. Gene Ontology annotation, molecular function: phosphopantetheine binding; 3-oxoacyl-[acyl-carrier-protein] synthase activity; fatty acid synthase activity. The record is from RefSeq and is a predicted model, not a curated record. Bases 1 to 6435 code for a protein of 2144 amino acids. The transcript is spliced from 7 exons.